This is a messenger RNA of Anguilla anguilla (European eel), 2227 nucleotides long. RefSeq names its product POF1B actin binding protein (gene pof1b). Gene Ontology annotation, biological process: actin filament organization; bicellular tight junction assembly; epithelial cell morphogenesis. Gene Ontology annotation, cellular component: bicellular tight junction; adherens junction; actin filament. The record is from RefSeq and is a predicted model, not a curated record. Gene Ontology annotation, molecular function: actin filament binding. The transcript has 13 exons. Bases 315 to 1919 code for a protein of 534 amino acids. NCBI's taxonomy places the organism in Eukaryota, Metazoa, Chordata, Actinopteri, Anguilliformes, Anguillidae.
UCCCUCCCCAGCAGGUAAGCCUGCAGGUAGCAGGAGGAGCGUAUGGGAGCAAGGGGCGGAAAGGUUGCGCUGAGCUCACUAUUUGCAUAGACCGUCCAUGGAACGAGCAACAAGAUCGUGUUCGUAUUGCGUUUAAGGAAGUUCUUCAAUUUCGGGAAGGCUAAGAUCUGCAGACUUGGGCAAUUGUACCCUACUUACCUAUCCAGCUAAAUAGUGGAUAAUUCUCGAUACUCGUGUGACUAGAACUUGCGGAAUAUAUAUAUAUAACAUUUAUAGGAUAGCUAGCUAGCUAGCUAUAUUUCGCAAACGUCAGAAUGUCUGUGCCACUCUCCCACGGAGUUUCGACCUACAGAACAGUGAGCGUAUCUUCGGAAACCUUGCCGGGCACCGCAUCGUCAACGGUCCAAUACACCACCAAUGAAAGCCCCUAUUCAAGCUACCGAACCUUGGGCGUCCCAGUCUCCCCUGUCUCCCCUGUGCAGUACGCGGUAAAUGGAGGCGCAGUGGACGGCAAUGUUGUCUACGGGACUUUGCGCUACCUGGUUCCGGUCGAGCGGAGGGUUAUGCCGACGGAAUCCUACAUGAUCGUCAACAGUGCCCCCCAGAUAAUGGCCAACCAGGCCGUAGCACCUAUGUACAUACGGGGCUACAGUGUGAGCAGUCAGGAUGGACUGGAAGUUCGGCAGCAGUCCGUUGUUGACGUUGAGAGUGUGAACGGGAAAGCGUCCUCGGUGGUGAGCCGCGUCUCCACUCCGCCGAAGAGCCCAGAGCCGGAGCCACAGGAGGAGGAGGUGGUGCAGGAGGAGGAGGAGGAGGUGGUGGUGGAGCCGGUGGUGCAGAGGGUCUCCAGAGUGUCGGUGAGGACGGAGGUCCCGCUGAUCGAACCCCAGGCCAAGCUGGACACGCGCUUCUUCGGCGAGCUGCUGGCGGACAUUUACCGCAAGAACUGCGACAUCCACACCUGCGUCUCCGAGCACGUGUCCAAGAUCCGCGGGCGGAAACAAACCUUUGACCCCAGUGACUACAAGGUGAGCAAGGAGGAAGUUGAAGCUUUGAUCCCAGAUGGCCUGUCUGAACUCACCAAGCAACAGAUCCGGUACCUGCUGCAGACCCGUAUGACUGCUGAUAACACCAUGAGACUCCUCCUCUCCACCUUCAGCACCCUGAGGGAGGAGCUGAGCCACCUGCAGGGGGACCUGAAGCGGCUGGAGAGCGAGAAGGAGGAGCUGGAGAGGGAUCUGAGCUUCAAGGCGGACCAGGCGCAGCAGUACGACCGGCUGCUGGAGUCCGUGCGGGAGAACAACCGGCAGCUGCAGGCCUCGCUGAAGGAGAGCAGCGCGGCCCAGAGGACCCUGGAGACCCAGCUGAUCAGCAGCCGCAGCAGCGACUCGUCCCUCGACUUCCGCGUGAAGGAGCAGGACGGCCGCCUCAAAGCGCUGGAGAAGGAGAACGAGAUGCUGCGCCAAAAGCUGGCCGGACAGGGCAGCAGCAGUAGCGUGGCUCUUCAGACUAAAACGGAAGAGCUCUCCAGGCACUACGAUCAGAUGCUGAGCUCCCUGAGAGAGGAGAAGGACAAGGAGAUGCAGAAUCUCAAGGCUCAGAUGAUGAAGAUGCAGACGGAGUAUUCCUCACAGUCCUCGGGCGACCGCAGCCUGCAGCUGCGCAUCACGGAGCUCAUCAGCACUCUGGAGCAGCGGGAGAUCAUCAUCAAACGGCAGGAGGAGGAGAUAAAAAGGCUUAAAACGGUUGAAAAGACUGACAGCUCCAGCUCCAGCUCCAGCUCCAAGAACGUCACCGUUGUCACCAAGCGGUAUAACACCAAUUACCCCAUCCUGGGCCUGCUGAGUGAUGACUACAAGUAUGAGGCCCCAAUAAGGGAGUCCAGGACUGUCGUCUUCGAGAGCUCAAGGAGGGUCUAAAAUCAGGAGUGAGCUGCAAGAAGACUUUGAAGUUGGGCCUUCCCUCUACACCGACUCCAACGCCCUUUCCCCUUUACCUCUCCCCCUCUCCAACUCUCCCCCUCUCUCCCUCUCCUGCUUUGCAUUCCUGUCCUCAGUCCAGGGUUUUUUUUAGGGGUUUGGUGGUUCAAGACCCUAAAAUCUUUGAUGUGGAGGUGUCCAUGUGUGGGGUGUCUGCAUGUGUGCGUGUGCGUGCAAGUGUGCAUGUGAGUGUGGUGUGUGUGUGUGUGUGUGUGUGUGUGUUUGUGUAUGUAUGUGGUGUCUGUGUG